AUGAACUCCUCUUUGGUUGGCAACCAGAGUGGCCGGCCUUUCUGUCUCCUGGCCAUUAGCUAUUUGGAGACCAUCAAUUUUUGCCUCCUGGAAGUGGUUAUCAUCGUGUUCCUCAUGGUGCUGAUUAUUUCAGGCAACAUUAUUGUGAUAUUUGUCUUUCACUGUGCACCUCUGCUGAACCACCACACCACCAGCUACUUCAUUCAGACUAUGGCGUAUGCUGACCUCUUGGUGGGUGUGAGCUGUCUGGUGCCUUCUUUGUCUCUGCUGCACUACCCUAUUGUUUUGAGUGAGUCCUUGAUUUGCCAAAUCUUUGGUUAUGUGGUAUCAGUGCUGAAGAGCGUCUCCAUGGCCUCUUUGGCAUGCAUUAGCAUUGACAGAUACAUUGCCAUCACGAAGCCACUGACCUACAACACACUCGUUACCCCAUGGAGACUCCGAAUCUGCAUACUGAUCAUUUGGCUGUACUCCUGCCUGGUCUUCUUACCCUCUUUUCGCUGGGGAAAGCCUGGAUAUCAUGGGGAUGUGUUCCAGUGGUGUGCCAAUUCCUGGAACACUGAUCCCUAUUUUACCCUCUUCAUUGUGGUGAUGCUCUAUGCCCCAGCCGCGUUCAUCGUCUGCUUCACUUACUUCAACAUCUUCCGCAUCUGCCAGCAGCACACCAAGGAGAUCAACGAGAGGCGAGUGCGCUUCAGCUCUCAGGAUGGGGAGGCUGGGGAGGCACAGCCCUGCCCGGACAAGCGCUAUGCCAUGGUUCUCUUCCGCAUCACCAGCGUCUUCUACAUCCUCUGGUUGCCCUACAUAAUCUAUUUUCUGCUGGAGAGCUCUAAUGUCUAUAGUAACCGCAUUGCAUCCUUCCUGACCACUUGGCUUGCCAUUAGCAACAGUUUCUGCAACUGUGUCAUUUACAGUCUGUCCAACAGUGUCUUUCAGAAGGGGCUUAAGCGUCUCUCCGGGGCUAUUUGUGCCUCUUGCACUAGACAGAGGGUAGCUAAGGACUCCUCUACCUCUAGGAGCAAAAGAUCUUCCAAUGGAUGUCAUGUCUAA
This is a messenger RNA of Indicator indicator, 1047 nucleotides long. It is a transcript of the gene GPR21, whose product is annotated as G protein-coupled receptor 21. Gene Ontology annotation, biological process: G protein-coupled receptor signaling pathway. Lineage: Eukaryota; Metazoa; Chordata; Aves; Piciformes; Indicatoridae. The transcript has a single exon. The coding region runs from base 1 to 1047 and encodes 348 amino acids. Gene Ontology annotation, cellular component: membrane. Gene Ontology annotation, molecular function: G protein-coupled receptor activity. The record is from RefSeq and is a predicted model, not a curated record.